CAGCUACCCUCAACGGCAGUAGAUGUUAAAGCCGAAAGAGAAGCAGACAACUGGUGUGGUCCGCAAAAUGAAAAUUAGCACGCCUCAAGUGUAGGGUUUAGCCACAGAAGACAGUCGUUUGCUCAUUUGUAAUUGACAAGAGCCUUCCAGCAAACAACAAGCUUGUAUUCGGUGUAUUGUGUAGCCGUCAAAGAUUAGAAACAACCCCAAAAAGCGAGCGAGGAUGUUGGUCCCCGCGGGAAGAUAAUGAAGAGGCUGCGCGUUUUGUUGGUGUGCCUCAUUGUAGCUCUCCUGUGCUGGUACCCCAGUCAAUAUGUGUAUUGCUCAGAGCAGAGCUUGUCUGGCCCUGGUCAGUCUGCGGGGGACAGAAACCUGGAGGACCAGAAGCAGGAGCAGGAGCAGGACUCCACGCAACACAAGGUGUUGGAAGAAUGGACGACACACACAUCAUACGAUAUGGGACUAGAGACGGAGAGAGCAGCACUAGAAAAGCUAGCAACACACAAUGUGCUCCAAGAACCGACUGUGAAUCCUCGGCAGGCUGAGGGAGAAGAGACCAAGCCUGACCCAGAGUCUGAUACUGUACCUGUUGCCACUGAGCCAGAACCCCACCCAGACCCCCAUGUUGACGAGGACCUGCAAACUGACACCCAGGACCAUGACCAGGAGGUCCCUGUGUCCUCAACUCCAGAACCAGUCCCAGCACAGGGCCACGUGUCUACAGAUGCCCCUGCCCCAGCAGAGAUCGUCAGUGACGCCCCUGCCGCACAGCCCAGCCUGGACUCAACCUCAGCCACAUCCCCAGAUGAAGCUGAAAACGCACCUACCUCACAGAGCGACGACCACACCCACACAGAUGCGGUGCGGGUUGCCAGUGCAGGAGAUGAACUCGCAGUAGACAACUUUGUCUUUGCUGAGCACUCUGAUUCACAGUGCUGGGUCAUUCCCCCCGAACUGGCAACCUGUGAAAACUCCCCUUUUGGCAGGCCUCUGUUCAGUGUGGAUGAGGCUGGCAUAGAGGACCAGCAGUCAGGCCAGAGCCACACUUCUGGGGCUGAAGCAGAAGUCCAGUCUACUCCAGGCCAUGUGGACCAGGAACAACCACAGCAGCAGGAGCUGGAGGAUGGGCUGUCUGAUUUGGACCAGGAAGGCAACAAUUCUCAACACCACAAAGAACAGCAGGCAGAGCAUGGCAGUACUGCCAAGGAGACCGAUCCCUCAGUGCCCAGCAAAGAAGACAUCCCCACCUUCGACGAGUGGAAGAAACAAGUCAUGGAAGUGGAGAAGGAGAAAAGUCAGUCUCUCCAUACCUCAACCAGCGGCACCCCCCAUCUAGUGAAGAAGGUCCAGAAAAACUUCAAGAAUAACUAUGCCUCUGUGGAGUGUGGCGCCAAGAUACUCUCUGCCAACAACGAGGCCAAGAGCACUUCAGCUAUUCUCAUGGAGAACAUGGACCUUUACAUGCUAAAUCCGUGCAGCAACAAAAUCUGGUUUGUGAUAGAGCUCUGUGAGCCUAUUCAAGUCAAGCAGCUGGACAUUGCUAACUUUGAGCUCUUCUCAUCAACGCCUAAAGACUUUUUAGUUUCCAUCAGUGACAGAUAUCCUACCAACAAGUGGGUAAAGCUAGGUACUUUUCAUGCCCGUGAUGAGCGCAUAGUCCAGAGCUUCCCACUGGAUGAACAGCUAUAUGCUAAAUAUGUGAAGAUGUUCAUCAAGUACAUAAAGGUUGAACUCCUCUCCCACUUUGGUUCAGAACACUUCUGUCCACUCAGUCUAAUCAGGGUGUUUGGUACCAGCAUGGUGGAGGAGUAUGAGGAGAUAGCAGAUUCCCAGUAUCCGUCAGAGAGACUGGAGUAUUUAGAUGAAGACUAUGACUAUCCAACAGGCUACCAUCCUUCAGAGGACAAGGCCUCUAAAAACCUGCUUGGCUCAGCAACCAAUGCCAUCCUAAACAUGGUAAACAACAUUGCUGCUAAUGUGCUGGGCGGAAAGCCAGAGCUGGAGGGUGGAACAGAAACAGGAGGUAAUACGACAGCAAAGGAGGAUGAAAAGGAGAACACAGAAGUUUCACCUACACCAGCUGAAACACCAAAGGACUCUGCAGAACUUGAGCCCGCAGAGCCAGAACAUACAGCAACCCAGGAGGACUCAAAUGUCUCCAGUGACUCUUCCACACCUUCCCCCUCACCACCAGACUCCCAAGAGGACAGACAGAUUGUCACUCUGGUAGAAGAGGAGGAGGAGGACGAAGAGCCCAGACGGUCUACUGUCACCCUGAUGGAGGAGGAGGGAGAGGAGGAGGAAGAGAAGAGAGAGGAGGCGACGAGGAGGGAGGCAGACAGGAACCAGUGGGAGAGCCAGACCUACUGUCCUUUCUCCUCCUUCUCUUCCCUGUCUCUGUCCUGCAUGGCCACCCUGCAGGAGCUCCUCCAUCGCUGGUGCUCCGCCAGGCUGGCCAAGGAAAGACUCCGCAACCUUAGGCGGAGGCAGCUGAGAACUCAAACACAAACGCACCCUGAUGCAAACACCCCUUCCCUCACAAACACACCUCCGCUGAUCCCUGCCCCUGAUCCCACACCUGUCAAAGAAGCUCUUCCCCUCACAGAAAAAGCUCCAGAGCCUGAGGUGCCUGUUAAGGGCCAUGAGGGGAAUGUCUUGGGUGAGAUGCACACCACACAUCCAAACACUCACACCCCUGAAGCACACACUCCAGAGCUCAAGCUCGUCCUAGAGCCUAGUAGAACAGCCACUAUCCCCCCUCACAGUUUCUCAGACACCCCUAGCUCCCUGACAGUGCCUACCCCCUCCCAUGAGGAGAAGCUGCUUCCUCCCAUCAAAGACGCAGCCCUCGACCCAGUCCCCACUCCACCCCUCCAAGCUGCCACUAUCCCAGAGACGCAACAGGCCAGCAGUGCCACCCCCACCCUUACUGUGAGCUCACUCCCACAGCCUUUGGCCUCCGAGACAGCCUCUCCUGGUAUUCCAAUUCCCCCUGGCAAGGAGCAGCCUGUUCAGCCUCUUCCCACUGCAUCGAGGCCUGAAGAUCUUAUCCCCCCACCCACUGAACUGCCAGCACUCUCCCCACUGACUGAUACAGACGAAGUAAAGGCAGGCACAGACAGUGGGGACUCGCAGAGACACAACGUCCAGACUUCUCAGACUCACGGGGAGCAGGGGGACUCGCUCACUCUCACCGGAGAAGACACCGUGGACGAAGACCUGUUGAGCACUAUUGGAAAUGGCAAUGUCCACCGGACGGCUACAGACUUCUACGCAGAGCUGCAGAAUGGAGGAGAUUAUAAUGGUGGAGCGAUGAUCGGGAACGGCAUGUUGAACGGGGGAGCGGUGCACGGCUCCAGCCAGAAGGAGAGCGUGUUUAUGAGGCUGAACAACCGCAUCAAAGCCCUGGAGAUGAACAUGAGUCUGUCCAGCAGAUACCUGGAGGAGCUCAGCCAGAGAUACCGUAAACAGAUGGAAGAGAUGCAGAGAGCGUUCAAUAAGACCAUUAUCAAACUGCAGAACACCUCCCGCAUUGCUGAGGAGCAGGACCAGAAGCAAACAGAUUCAAUCCAGGUCCUGCAGAGCCAGCUGGAGAACGUCACUAAACUGAUGCUUAAUCUCACCGCUACUGUCAGCCAGCUGCAGAGAGAGGUAUCUGACCGUCAGAGCUACCUGGUGGUCUCUCUGGUUCUGUGUCUGUCUCUGGGCCUCCUGCUCUGUCUGCAGUGCUGCCGCAGCUCCUCUCCCUCUCCCAACAUCAACGCUGCUGCCCUUAUCAAGAGCAACCACUACCCCAGCCCCAAGAGAUGCUUCUCCUCCUAUGACGACAUGAGCCUAAAGCGCAGGGUCGCCUGUCCACUUGUUCGCUCCAAGUCAUUCCACUUGUCCUCUACAGAAGUAGGUCCAGAUGACUUGUACAUUGUAGAACCUCUAAGGUUUUCUCCAGAGAAAAAGAAAAAGCGCUGCAAGACAAAGUCGUUGGACAAGGUUGAGAUUCUGAAGCUAGCCGAUCCCUCUGCUCCACUCACAAACGGGGAUCUCAACUGCAACGGCUUCCACCCGUGCCUCCCUGCGCCGCCAUCACCACCUCCUCUUCCUCCUCCUUCUCUCCCACUGCCCCCCCCUCCCUCUGCAGAGGAGGUAUCAUCCCUGCCCACUUGCACCUCCAAGGAGUUCCCUUCAGAGACUAGCAGCUGCAGCUCGUCCACCCACUCUGAGGAGUCCUACACAAGCCGUCUCCCACCUCCCUCUCCCAGCCUGUGCAACGGACACGGCCCGUCUUUCUCCCUCCAUCAGUCUCCCACCAAGUCCCGCCAGGAGAAGCGCUCGCUGAAGCGGAGGAAGUCGCGGCAGACGGAGCUGCAGUUCCCUACCAUGCGGCGGGGAAGCCUGGGUUCUCUGCCCAGCCUGCAGCAGCUUAUAAAGGGAAACAAGGAGAUCAGCGUCGGGACCAUCGGGGUGACCGCAGUCACCGGACAUGUCUGAACACUCUUACUUUUACACGACUUUCUAUUAACAACCAUAUAUAUACACACACACACACACACACACACACACCAACACUAUAUGGUAGCAGACUUGUGAGGAGAUGAGGUCUUACUGCAUCCAAAAGAACCACAUUUCCCAUGAGCACCCAGGCACACCGUGGAACUGAAGUGGCUGGGGCAGCAGUAGCUCCACAUCAUCCAGUUCCUUAUCCACUCCUGUCAAAGAGCUGUUCACGGUUAUGUGCCUUUAUAUCUGUUCUCGACAUUUUUAAUGCUAAAAGACAUGUGACAUUUAAAGAAUUAUUGAUGUGGACAGAGAGAGACACUGAGGUGGGGAGUGAAACAUUAUUACAAGUCAAAUCCAUUGAUGAGGUUUUUCUUUUUCUUUUUUCUUUUACUGGAUAAGCACAUUGUCCCAUGACAUUUGAGCACCAGAAAAGUGUUUAUCCCCACUCUGAGCACAGUGAGGAGAGGUGCUGGCCUCAACUCUACGUUCCUUCACCUAAGUGGGCAUCAAGAAGUAUUAAGGCUGCUCUUUUUUUUUUGGAUGAAAUGUGUCGUCGCGAGAGAACUGUGGAGCAUGACAAACUACUUCUAUAUCACCUUCUGUCUUUCAUUGCCAUCAUUUUAUCCAUUCUGUCUUUGUAUUGCAUCCUAACACGACUGCAGGUGUUUGUAUGGGACCAGAGUGUUCAACUUUCAUCGUACGCCAGAAUCUCUGUUUCUCUUCCUCUGUCUCCGUCAGUCUGUUCCAAACCAACCAUCAGAGCUGAAUGAAGAACAGACUUUUACAUGUCCGAAUGGGUCAUUCCUUUCAGUUUAGUGUCCCAUUUAACCCCAUAUUACAAAUGCAAUUGCAGCAGUCUGUAGAUCCUACUAAUUCACGAUGAAUUGUUCUGUGAACUGUCCCUACCCGGUUAGUUUGGGCUGGGCCCAAAGAGCUUACUCACACACCAAUUACAGGGGAUAUUGUGACUGUGGGGGAACAGGCUAAAGGCAAGCCGUUUUUUUUUUUUUUUUUUAUUUUUUUAUUUAUUUUAUUUUAUUGUUUCUUUUAUCCAAUACCGAGCCAUGCUCCUCUCUUAUCAUUGCUCGUGUGGUUUGUUUGAGUUGUCGCAUAAGUAUGGAUGCAUAAAUAGUUGUUUAGGGCACAAUGUACUGUAGGAGCACAUUGUGCAAAACUGUAUGUUUACACUUCGUCUCACACACACACACACUCGCACUUACUGGCACCCUGCAGCCUAGUCUGACAGACCAGUUUUAUUUAUCUAUUUAUUUAUUCAAAUGACUACAGAUUUUUCUAACUUAACUUUGUUUCCCGUCUCCCAAUCCUGCAGUGUCAAAGCAGUUUAUCCAUGACAGUAUGUUACAUAAAUAAAAUAUUACAGUGAAAUCCACUCAACCACACUGACACAUGGCCACGGUGGAUGGCUUGACCUCGGACAUUUUUUCUUUUCUUUUCUUUUUUUUUUUUUUUUUUUAGCUUGGGCUCUGACAUUAUGGCAUCCCCUAACUCUGUUUGCCUCUGCCUGAAAUAUCUGACUAAUACGAUAGCAGUCACAUAUCCUGCAGCAGCAACAAGAUGGAGUACUGAUUUUAGAAAACCACAGGCUUCUUAGGAUCCUCACACUGCUGCUUUUGUAAUUUGGUUGAGAGCAGCUGGCUGGUAGGACGUAGUGGAAAGGGUCAAUCUGAGUGUUGAUGAAUUAUUGUCCCGUCUUCUAUGUCCUUAUUUCAGGGUCUUUGAUGGAUCACUAGCCAACCCAUUUUUUACUUGCCCUGUUCAUGAUUACAUGACUGGCCUACGUUAACAUUCAGUUUAAUGUUUAAACGGUGUAGUUUUAAGUAAUCAAAUGUAUAUUUUUCUUUGUGUAUGCAGUUUCUGACUGGCUCUGUGUGGUUGCAUUUGGGUACAUUCUGACAGAGAACUUCUCUUACUCUUACUCUCCCAAAAGAGCGUCAUUACCUCUCCUGACCAGCUUCUAUAGCUCCUCUUUCUCUUUACAUAUCUUUAACCCCCCCAUUGCACGACUUAUUGUGACUGUGAAGAAAAGUUUUUAUAUGCCUGCUUUAUUAGCCACUCUAACAGGUUCCCAUUGGGAGCUUGAAACACUACAAUGACUACCUGCUUGCUUUCUAGCUGAUCUGUGCAUCCUCACUCUCAUUGUACACUAUUGUCUUUUAUUCACUUGUCAUUGCUCUUUGACUUUGUGUGUUUGCCCCCCUCCCUCCCCCCCACCUUGAAUACUUGUGGUUUGUGAGGAGAUGAAUAUUGUUGAAAAAAGGGAAUGCAGCAAAGAUGGGUACAUUUGGAACACUUUUAAUGUGAUUCUGUAUGUUUUGUUUGUUUUUUAAACCGUGUGUGUGUGUGUGUGUGUGUGUGUGUGUGUGUGUGUGUGUGUGUGUGUGUGUGUGUGUGUGUGUGUGUGUGUGUGUGUGUGUGUGUGUGUGUGUGUGUGUGUGUGUGUGUGUGUGUGUGUGUGUGUGUGUGUGUGUGUGUGUGUGUGUGUGUGUGUGUGUGUGUGUGAACCUCGUGUGUGUGUCUGUUAUGAGAGACUACUUUGAAACUGCUUAUCCUGUAACACAGCGAAUAAGGAGAAUGCCCUUGGCGAGAAAUUUUAGGAGCACUUUGUAUGACUCUUCAUGCCUUUUUUUUUUUCUACCUUAUAUGUCAAGUGCUAUCUUUUCUUUCUCUAUCCCUCUCUUUCUCUCUGAUUAUUCUGAAGAGUGGCACAGUAUUUUUGAGAAAGGAGUGAGUUACUACAAAACGUGUAGUGCCAUUAGAAACUGUGAAUUUCUAAAUAAAACCUUUUUUUUUUUUUGUUGUCUUUCA
Perca fluviatilis (European perch) is the source of this 7320-nucleotide messenger RNA. RefSeq names its product SUN domain containing ossification factor (gene suco). Lineage: Eukaryota; Metazoa; Chordata; Actinopteri; Perciformes; Percidae. Gene Ontology annotation, biological process: protein folding in endoplasmic reticulum; regulation of bone remodeling. The transcript has 24 exons. The coding region runs from base 247 to 4485 and encodes 1412 amino acids. Gene Ontology annotation, cellular component: membrane; cytoplasm. The record is from RefSeq and is a predicted model, not a curated record.